CAAUAAUAAUAAUGGUAGGCAUGAAUAAUAGUUUUUUCCCCAGGGCACUCCAAGUUUAUAGGUAUUGAAAUUGCUUUCUAACUUCUUUAACAAUCAAACAACCAUGGAGUGGUCACUAAUGCUUCACAGAGCUCCUAAAAGAGUGAACCAUGCAGCAGUUGUUGUGGAUGACUGCAUAUAUUCCUUUGGCGGAUAUGUCUCCAACCAUGAUUUCUCAGACCGAACAAUUCCAAUCGAAAUUUUUGUCCUCAAUACACGCACAUACAAAUGGCAAACGCUGAUUGUAGACAGCAAAAAUGCCCCCUACAGACGCUACGGUCACACUGUUGUUGCUCACGGUAGAAAUGUCUACCUCUGGGGUGGCCGCAAUGACGAGUACUGUGAUGGAAUUCUAUAUUGCUUUGAUACAGUUUCCCGUAGUUGGUCACAACCCAAAGUGAGUGGAAUUGUGCCUCUGGCAUCAGAUGGACAUGCAGCCUGUAUCCACAAGGACACAAUGUACAUCCAUGGCGGCUACAUUGAACAGAUCAGCCAGUUCACUCUUUCCCUGCAUGCUCUCAACCUCUGCACUCUGGUUUGGACCGAAAUGCCCUUGAAGGGUCAGUACCCUUUAUUCCGGGACUUCCACACUAUGUGCUGCGAUGGUGAUGGCAAUCUUCUUGUGUAUGGCGGGCGUGAGAUGCCUAAUUCUGUGUAUGGCGGCCCUGAUAAGGAGACCUACCCCAACAACCUGCACAUUUACAUGGUUGAGAAGCAGCUCUGGAGAGCAGUCUCGUAUGCCAAUACUGACCACACGCCUUCUGGUCGCCGCUCACAUUCUUCAUUUUUCUACAAGGACAAGUUGUUCGUAUUUGCUGGUUUCAACAGUCAAACGGCAAUGCACAUGAACGACAUCUUCUCUUUUGAUAUGCGCACGUCGUCGUGGGUGUGUCACAGCCACCCUGACGUUCGUCCGUCCCCGCGUCGCCGGCAAGCCAUGUGCAGGAUGGGCUCGCUGGUGUACAUGUUUGGAGGCACGCACCCCGACACCUCAAACCCCAACAACACCGACAGCGAGCCCUACGACAGCGAGGACGAGGAGAAAGAGAGCCUCGAGGAGCUCGAGGACCUCUGGAUCCUGGACCUUGAGCCUCGACUAGAGACGCUGGCGCUGCUGAAGGUGGUUCGGUCACACCUGCCUCUGACCGGCCUCCCUGUGCUGCUACAGAAACGCGCUUACACCGUCCCUAUCAAGGACCAUCGGUAUUCGCCUUAUCAAAGCUGUGGAUCGCGCCGGUCAUAAAGCGAGCAAUGCAGCACUGCUCUAAACCAGAGACUGCAUCCACCCUUGUCUUUGUUUCGUCAUGAAAUACUUAUUAGUAUUUCAAUUAUUUAUUAAGGAAAAUACCAUGAAUAUUAAAUUUUAAGACUAGUAUAUAAUGUCUCCAUUCAUUGUCAGCGAUCUUUAUUGAUGGUCCGAUAUUUGUUGAAGUUUUGUUUUUUAAGGUUCCUUUGUAGUAUCCUAGGAAGGAUUUUUUCCUAUUUCAAUUGGCCUAAACUGGUUAAUGAACUGGAAUCUUAGUAGCGAAAUGCUCUUCAUCUUGAUUGAUGCUGACGAACAAUUCUUCCUCUUAAUUUAUUAGUUGGAAAUCACCUCCUUUUUUAUAAAUAUGUGAACUCUGUUAAUGCUAUCUUGAUAAAAUUGUAACACACUAGGCUUGCUUAUUUUAGCAACGGAUUGACCAUAUUGAUGUAUUAUUAAGAUUUUACCAAUCUUAAUUAGAUGACUACGUUUUCUAUUCUUUGUUUGGUUGAAGAUCUUUUGAUUUUCCCUGUUACUUUUCGCACUGAAUGCGCUUGCGCUCCUAAGUUACGAGGGGUGACCCAAAAAACCGGACUGCCUGUGUAGUGGGUGAAUUUUUGGUAUCACCGCAUCCUCCAAGUAUUUGUAUAUGCUACUGACAGUCAUCAGUUGGUGUGCUAAGCAUUGCUGCCCUAGAAGGCCGUGUUCCACCCUAACACAUUUUUUUUGUGACGCUUCUGUUGCGCGCUGGUCGUUUUUUUUUCUAAUUGCUCGUUUUCGUGAGCAACGUGCUGUCAAAUUUUGCUUUCUUGUAUCAAAAAUACAUAACAGAUGAGAAAUAUAAAUGCUAUUGAUAGCCUACAAGGAAAAUGGCUAUGGGGAGAUUGCAAGUUUCUUUUAGUAGUUUUCCAUCUUCAAAAAAAGGUAAAUGUCAAUUGACCUCCAACUUCGCUCAGGUCGUCCUUCCACUUACCGCACUGAACAAAAUGUGAAAAUUAGGGACCAAAUCCCUGAAGAUCAACGUAGAGGCAUUGACGAACUUGCGGAACUGUAACAAGUGACUUGGAGUUCACUCCAGCAAAUUUUAAACAAUUUUGGAUAAAUGAAUGUAUACCUAAAAAACCUGUUUUUUUCUUGGGUCCCCUCUCGUAUGUUAAUAUACCGUGUCCUGUAUCAUGGCCGCAAAUUUGGAGCUAAAAUUUUGAACGAAAUUUUUGCCUUUCGUCAAAAUUCUUGCACCCUACUUGCUCUCAGCAUCUCUUAUUAUUAAUCUCGCCACUGAAAUGGAAUUUAUUUGCAGGUAAUUUUGUUUAAUGUGGUUACUGCUGUCUUGUUUUAUAACGAGACGGACGAAAAGCUUCCUGUAUUAAAUGCAGUUUCUUUAAAGUUCUAUUGGCUCUUCCUUCCUGGAUAUUUAACAUUUAAGUCCUGAUCUGAGAAAUUAUAUCACUAAUAUUGAA
Messenger RNA from Hyalella azteca, 2742 nucleotides. RefSeq names its product kelch domain-containing protein 3. The coding region runs from base 104 to 1282 and encodes 392 amino acids. The record is from RefSeq and is a predicted model, not a curated record. Lineage: Eukaryota; Metazoa; Arthropoda; Malacostraca; Amphipoda; Hyalellidae. The transcript has 8 exons. Gene Ontology annotation, cellular component: cytoplasm. Gene Ontology annotation, molecular function: chromatin binding; protein binding.